AUGGAUCCCCAAAUUGAAGAACUAUUAGGCCUAGAAGCCGUCCGUACAAGAGCCCAUGUUGUCCUCAAACUAGCCGAAGAGGGUCGUUUGAAUCAUUUCAACUACCACCCUAACCGCAUGGAAGAUGCCACCGACUACGUACUUAAACUGAUUCAGCGCGACUUUGGCCCUGACAAGUAUCACCUAAUUCCGCCCCAUGGACGCUGGCAGCAUUUCGAAGUCGGCGGGGUUCCCCGCAUAGCCACUCUUCUGGCUGAAUGGGAUGAGGAGAAAUGUGACACCACCGAAAAGACACGCAGACUGAUAGAUCUUUUCUUCGUCUCUGUCCUCUUGGAUGCUGGCGCCGGAGACUUUUGGAAAUUCAAUGAGUCACAAAGCGGUCUGACCCUCAACCGAAGCGAGGGUAUUGCGGUAGCAGCCCUGCACAUGUUCCUGGACGGCGACUUUGCUGGCCAGGACUCGUCCGUGAAACACACCGUCAAUGGCGAUGCAUUGCGCAAUAUCAAUGUAGACAUCUUAUCCCGUGGACUCCAGGUCGACGAUGCCAAUCCCAUGAUUGGAGUUCCUGCACGUGCAGAUAUCCUCCGUAAACUCGGCGAGUCUUUAGUGAACUUGAAAGAUAUCUUUGGUCCUUCCGGUCGUCCUGGUAAUCUUGUUGACUACCUCAUUGCCAAAUCGAAUGAUAGCGGAAAGCUCGAUUACCGGGAUCUUUGGAACGUGCUGCAGCGCCUCCUGAUUCCCAUCUGGCCGUCUGAUCGUACUCGCAUUAAUGGACAGCCCAUUGGCGAUGCGUGGCCCCUGCGAGCACUUUCGCAGCAGGCUGGAUCAGAGUCGAAACCCUACUCCAACAUCCAACCGUUCCAUAAGCUGACCCAAUGGCUAGCGUACUCAUUGAUGGUGCCGUUCUCUCGUCUGCUCUCAGUCUCAUGGUCUAAUACCGAGCUGGGAACUGGUCUGCCGGAGUACCGCAACGGAGGAAUGCUUGUCGACAUGGGAGUUCUAGAAUUGAAGCCCGAGUCACUGCACCGAGGUUUGAGUCUUUCGGGUGGUAGCUUGCCUUCGUUCGGUGCAGGCGAUGAUGAGAUUGUGGAAUGGCGAGCGAUGACCGUUGCCCUCCUCGAUGUGCUACAUACGAAGAUUCUCGCUCGCUUGGAUGGUGUCCAACUGUCUCUGCCUCAGGUGUUGGAGGCGGGCUCCUGGAAAGCUGGUCGUGAGCUUGCAGCGGCUAAACGUCCGGAGACCAAGUGUAGUCCUAUCUUGAACUUUGGUGAUGGUACCUUGUUCUAG
This is a messenger RNA of Penicillium samsonianum, 1287 nucleotides long. Its product is annotated as URC4/urg3 family protein. Lineage: Eukaryota; Fungi; Ascomycota; Eurotiomycetes; Eurotiales; Aspergillaceae. The record is from RefSeq and is a predicted model, not a curated record. The transcript is spliced from 4 exons. Bases 1 to 1287 code for a protein of 428 amino acids.